UGACAUUGUGUGGUUAUUAUAAGAAAGCCCUGUGACAUUGUGUGGUUAUUAUAAGAAAGCCCUGUGACAUUGUGUGGUUAUUAUAAGAAAGCCCUGUGACAUUGUGUGGUUAUUAUAAGAAAGCCCUGUGACAUUGUGUGGUUAUAAUAAGAAGGCCCUGUCCAGAAUGUAGAUGCUGAGGACUCUGAGAGCAUGAUAGAGAUGUUACGAUGCAGGCAAACUGUUGUGACAACUGCUCCCUCUCUUCGACCUUGACUCUUUACUCCAUUUCUUCCUCCAUGUCUUCUUCCACCUCUUCCUUGACCUCUCAAGUCUCUGGAGUUCAAUUCAAUAUUAUUUAAUAUCCACUGAUGUAAAAUAUCACUGAAGUAAUGCUUAACAUUCUUCUCCAUCUUACCAUUGACUACGAGCUGGCAAUACAAGUCUUCCCCCAGCACCACAAUCCCAAGACAACUGCUCAGCGAUCUUAUGAAGGAUGCCCAUGUCUAUAUGCUUUCUGGCUAUCUGCCCUGGUUUGAGGUAUUCUACAAGCUGCUCAAUAUCCUCGCUGACUACACAAUCAAAGGCCAGGAGAGUCAGUGGCGAGAGCUCCUGGAGUCACUCCACACACUCCCCAUCCCUGAUCCUGGAGUGCCAGUCCAUCUUAGCGUGCAUUCCUACUUUACUGUGCCUGACAUAAGGGAACUACCCAGCAUACCUGAAAACAGAAACCUAACAGAGUAUUUUGUAGCCGUAGAUGUCAAUAACAUGCUCCAUCUGUAUGCUAGUAUGCUUUAUGAGCGUCGAGUCCUCAUCUGCUGUAGCAAACUAAGCACCUUAACGGCUUGUGUUCACGGGUCGGCGGCCAUGAUGUACCCCAUGUAUUGGCAACACGUUUACAUUCCUGUCCUGCCUCAGCACCUUAUAGACUACUGCUGUGCGCCCAUGCCCUACCUCAUUGGAGUACAUUCCAGCCUAAUGGAGAAGGUGAGGGGGAUGGCCCUGGAUGACGUGGUUGUUCUCAACGUAGACACCAACACCCUGGAAACACCCUUUGACGACCUCCAAAGCCUGCCCAAUGACGUGGUGUCAUCCUUAAAGAAUCGCCUGAAGAAGGUUUCCACGACGACGGGAGAUGGCGUGGCCCGAGCUUUCCUCAAGACACAGGCCGCUCUCUUCGGCUGCUACAGGAACGCGCUGCAGAUCCAACCGGGAGAGCCAAUCACGUUCAGCGAGGAGGUCUUCGUGACCCACCGCUCCAGUGCCAUGAGACAGUUCCUGCAGAACGCCAUCCAGCUACAGCUCUUCAAACAGUUCAUCGAUGGCCGCUUGGACCUGCUGAACGCUGGUGAGGGCUUCAGUGAUAUUUUCGAGGAUGAGAUCAACAUGGGAGAGUAUGCAGGCAGUGACAAGAACUACCACCAGUGGCUAUUCACAGUAAAGAAAGGGGGCGGUGCUAUCUUUAACACAGUGAGGACCAAGGCUAAUCCGGCCAUGAAAACAGUCUAUAAAUUUGCUAAAGAUCAUGCCAGGAUGGGGAUAAAGGAGGUCAAGAGCCGGCUAAAACAAAAGGAGCUAGCAGAGAACGGCUACUCCUCGACAGCAGGCACUGGUGGCACAGGAACGGGAACCGGGGAGGAGGGCACUACUGCCGAGUCGCCUACCUCCGCAGAUGGAAAGGACGGCAGCGCCCGCACCUGGGACGAACGGCGGCCCAUCACUGUGCACUUUGGGCAGGCCCGUCCACCCAGGCCUCUGGUGGCCAAGAGACCUCGCAGCAACGUGGGCCUGGAGAGCAGCCCUGAACAUUGUGGCCGUCCCACACGUCACUACACAGUCUUUCUGUCCGAGGACUCAUCAGGCGACGAGCUGCAGCACGAAGACGACUCCAUCGCCGGCUUCCCCGAGAACUUUCUCUUCUCCGCCCCUUUCGAAUGGUCUCCCCUGCCGCCUCCUUACCGCUCACUGAAGGAGGCGGAGGAGGGGGAGGAGCCCAUCAGCGGCUCCUCCUACACGGCCCCGCCCAGCCCGGUGAUGGAGAAGUUUGCUGACAUCAACCUGCUGGGGGACAUGUUCAGCUGCUUGGACGAGCCCGAGGGACAGCAACUCAGCCUGGCCAAGAGUCUGGAGGACCUCCGCCCGCCCAAAGACCCCCAGGAGCAGCAGAAAUCCACCUACCAGCGGAUGGACCUGAGUGGCACCCUCCCAGGCCUCAAGCACUCCAACCCCUACAACAAGAUGUGGAGCAUGCAUGGGCAGGAUGAUAUGGCCGUGGCCGGCCGGGUGUCUCCGAACUGGAACCGACCCCUGUCCGUGCCCCCCCCUGACCUGGAAGAGCCACGGCCCCCUAGCCGAGAGAGCUUCGGUCCCGGGGUCCCCGAGCGGCCGGAUCCCUUCACCACCCCCAGCCAAGGGGAGUGCAUCACCAUCCCCCGCCCCCAGGGGAGGAAAACCCCAGAGCCAGGUAAGGUCUUGGGUGCGCCACCGGUUCCCCAGCCCCGGACCAAGCCGUGGGCGGGGGUGGUGGGGGAGGGUGUGACCACCACAGCAGGGGGGCAGGAGUUCCGGCAGGCCCUUGGGAUGGGGGGUGACCUGAUGCUGCAGCCCACCAAGAUGGACUUCAAUGAGGGGGAGGAUGUGGACCUGCUCAGCCUCCUGGACCCCCUGAACAACCCAGCCCAGACCACCACCACCCCAGCCUUGGCAGGGGAAGGAGCAGACUCCCGGUCCAGUGCCGCCCCUCCAUCCUCCAGGCCUGUUCUCCCUCCACGGCCCUACCCUCAGAGCCUGCCCCCCUUCCACCAACACAUGCCCCUGAACCCCUUCACCCCGCCCCUCGGCUACUCCACCCAUAGACACUACUCGCCCACAGUAGCGGGGAAUCCUUUUGGCGGCGGUGCCUACGGGCCUCCCACCUCCACCUAUUUCCACGCCUCCCCCCAUGGUCACCCUCCUCACCCUCUCUCUAGAAUGCCGGGGCUCUACAGACUGUCGUCCCCCGUGGGGUCCACCCUCCCUCCUGGCAUGGGCUCCAUGCGGCCUGCCUUUCCCAAUCAUGGCGGUCCUCCCCCCACCACCUCAGGCAGCCACCACGCUCUCUCCAACCUGUUGGACUCCCCUUCGGCCCCCACCCCUAGCCCCGCCCCUAGGGUACUGCCAAAGCCUCCCAACACUGCAGAGGACUCCAUCGAGACUCAGGACCCCUUUGGAGACCUACUGGCCAUGGCCAAGCCGGCCGUUGCACCACCUAAAAAGAAGGUGGAGGACCUUCGGGGGAAGUGGGAGACUUUUGACUAAACCCCUUUCCUGACUUUCCACGUAUGGGCGUUGUCUUAUUCACCCCUUCCCUGCACCAACUUAUGCUGCUGACCAAUGAGUAACAGAGUCUGUGUGUCAGGCGACCAAUCGAGAAGCUGGGUUCCAAGCUGUCCCUUCUACCCCGUUUCCCCCUCUGCUGAAUGUCGGAGUUCAAGCCUCACUCUUUCUCUCUCUCUCUCUCUCUCUCUCUCUCUCUCUCUCUCUCUUUCUUGCUCUCUCUCUCUUUCUCUCACCCUCGUCCUUCAGCCAGGAAUGGGACUCUCAACCUGGCCUUGCUUCUUUCAGUACGCUGUAUACGCCAACCAUACACAGCCCAUGCUAGUGCGCUCUUGCACAGUAUCCCUUGGUGUUAGCUGUGUGUGUUCAAUGCCUUCACUUAGACGUUAGCUUAGCUUAGCUCAAACUGGAAGGCGUGUGGCCUCUAAAACACCUCUUGACUCUAUCUUGGGACCCGGCACCAAAAGGCCAUCAUGUCUCAGAAACCGUCAGAGCCGUGUCUGUUGCUACGAUGGUAAUGCUAAUCCAUUAGGGUAGCUAGUAGUCCGCGUGUGUGGAUUUCCCAGCUUAGCGGUGUUCUAGUCCGAUCUAUGGUACAUCCCUAACAUGCAGUCAGUCCACCCUCAAUGUCUUCAGCGGCAUCAUGUUGAGCAAUUUGUUUUUAGAGGAAACACUCGAACGAUACAUGUUCGCCUGGACUAACUAAUGGACCGUUGUCAAAUGCACCAGAACAUUUUGGCUGAACGGGGUUGGUUGUGGACCUUCAAAUGGUUUACGUUAUGCCAGUUACAGCAAUCUUUCAGGUGAAACUUUUGCUAAUUCAUUUGUCAAACUUUAAGAACCCAUGAUUGUAAAUUCCUAUGUAGUAGGGGAGGAAUAUAGAACCACCCAAUGUUGCACCAAUCAUGUUUGCUAUUUAAACUCAUCCCAUGUAUUCCCUUUUCCCCUUGUUGAUUUUGGCCUUAUUCUGAGUGUUAUCAUGUUUUCUGUGUCUGAGGACAGUGAUAAUCUACUACUGAGUCACUGGCUGCUUGCUCAGUGUGCUGCUACUAUGUGUGCAAGUGUGUAAAGUGUGUACUGACAAAAUGGGUACCGUUGUCGGUUGCGAUUGCAAUCGAUUGCCAGUGCGCUUCUGUUUGGAUCCGAAAUUACUCAAAUCAGGACCUAGACCAAGAAGUAAGACGACACUAGUCUGUGACACUAUAGGACGUUUGUCCCGACAACUGCUACAAAUGAACCCCCACUGCCUUGUGGGUAAUCACAUCCACAAGGGCUAACAUUUGGGAGAACUCCUACAUGCUAACGCUAAACGCUAACAGUGUGGUGGAAGAUACAGUAAGGCUGUAGAGCAAACUCAUGUCAAAUGGUGUCUGGAAAAUUAAAUUGGAACACGUCUUGGUCCUUGCUUUGUGUGUAGAGGGAACAAAAUAUAAUGUACAGUGUAUGAUUGAUUAAAGAGAGAUAUCAAGUACUGUGUCGGCUAAUACUAGAAACAUUAAGUAAAGUAUCAUCUUUUGGAACUCCUCAUGUUAAUCUAACAGAGUUAGACAAUUUCACGUUUUUCUCCUCUCCGGUUACAACAGCUUAUGGAGAAUGUAUUUCAUUGAAUCUGUGGGAUACUUCACAAAAUGGGACUAAUGAGUUAGCAAGAACUUCAGUAACAUUUCAUGUCUUUCUUAGUCAAUCCUGAAAUGGUUUGCAUAUAUUUCCCCCAGUUUUAGACGAUGAUUCACCUAUACUGCAAUAUGCAUUUAUAAUAUGUACCUUUUAAUUGUUUUAUUCAAAAAGGUUUGCAAAAUAAUGCCAAAAUACAGACUUUUCUCUGAAGCACGGUGUUAGUGACAUUGAUUAGCUAGUCAUACAUUACCCAAGGUGGCGAUAAUUACAAGUGAUUAGUAAUAAUUUGCUGUCAAUAUUUACCUGGCUAUAUCUAGACAUCCCUAAGUAUUAAUUGUAUUUAUAAGAAACCUUGAUUUUACCAGAGCCUACAAUCAUUAGUACUGCUCUCACCCCUAGUAUUCAUUCAAUAAUAAUAAUAAUAAUAAUAAUACUAAUACAUGCGAUUUAUAUAUUGCUUUUCAAGGAACCAAAGUUGUUUAAAAAACAAAAGGUGUUAUUUCCACAGCCCAUGGUUUAUAUGCACCUUUCUCAGGGGAUGUGGUAACUUUUGAUUGACAAUACAUUUAAAGUGUGCUUUAAGAAUCUGAGCAAUGCAUUAAAUUACAUCUCACUCACACUUGAUCAAGACAGUAGCACAGUAUUAAUUGAAUCACUGAACAUUCAGUGACAACAGUCUUUGCCUUACCGUCAAGGAUACUCCAUUAUGUUUUAAUCCAUAUCUACAUCGGGCAAAAGUCCUUGGUGUGUCUAUUUAUUGCUGAUGUAGAUGGUGUCCAUAACUCCACCUCCCCUCCACAUCCCCCUCCGUUCUCAAAGAAUGUUUCCUGUAGAAAUGUGAUGAUCUUUUUUUAUACAACUGACACUUCUUUUUAGUUAGGAUACAUUAUUUUCUGUUUCUUUUCCUCAUUUGUGUAUCUCACGAUUAUAAAGAACACAGUCACACAA
Messenger RNA from Coregonus clupeaformis (lake whitefish), 5859 nucleotides. Its product is annotated as DENN domain-containing protein 1A. The record is from RefSeq and is a predicted model, not a curated record. Bases 469 to 3276 code for a protein of 935 amino acids. Gene Ontology annotation, cellular component: clathrin-coated vesicle; cytosol. Gene Ontology annotation, biological process: endocytic recycling; endocytosis. Lineage: Eukaryota; Metazoa; Chordata; Actinopteri; Salmoniformes; Salmonidae. The transcript has 19 exons. Gene Ontology annotation, molecular function: phosphatidylinositol phosphate binding; guanyl-nucleotide exchange factor activity.